AUUCUUUACUUUAUUUCGGAGUCUCUUGUCGUUUGUUUGUUUCGUUUCUUAUCUACUGCACCAUCUCUAUGGCUGAGUGCUCCGGCUCCGAGCAGCGUCAUCGGCGGCAGCCUUCACCGUAGUGGAGAUGCGGUCAUGGAUAAGGCUAGGCUUAGUGUUUUUUUUUUUUUGGUUUGGCGAUUUAGAGAAAGAAAAAGGAAACCGCCGACAAGGUUACGGCGACGGGUUAACGGACGAUAAUCGGCGAUAACGCCGCCGUCGAUAGCUCUGUUUGGGCCGAGUAGUGUCGCGGUGAGUGGUGGACUCUCUCGCGAAGAAGAAUCUGAAUAGGCAAAUUGAUUUCAGGGUAUAUCCUACCACUAGGGUGUAGUCUUUGCAACUCAUCGUAUCAGGAUCUUCAUUCACAUACAGAAGAAUGGCCACCAAAGAAAAUAAUGAAUUGGUAAUAGGGAUCGACCUUGGCACGACGUAUUCCUGUGUUGCAGUAUGGCGGCACGAACAUAAUAGAGUGGACAUUAUCCCUAAUGAUCAAGGCAACAACACCACCCCUUCGUGUGUUGCUUUUACGAAUUAUGAAAGGUUGAUAGGAGAUGCUGCUGCAGAUCAAGCUCCCAUCAAUCCAGAGAACACCAUCUUCGAUGUUAAGAGGUUGAUGGGUAGGAAAUACACUGACUCAUUGGUUCAGGAAGACAAAAUGAUGUGGCCAUUUAAGGUGGUUGCUGGUGUGGAUGACAAACCAAUGGUUGUUGUCAAAUAUAAGGGUGAGGAAAAGAAGUUUUAUGCAGAGGAAAUAUCAUCGAUGAUACUGUCAAAGAUGCAGACCAUUGCUGAGGCAUACAUGGGAAAGCCUGUGAAGAAUGCGGUGGUUACGGUACCUGCAUAUUUCAACGACUCUCAGCGCAAAGCUACUAUUGAUGCUGGUGUUAUUAUCGGUCUGAAUAUUGUUCGGAUAAUCAAUGAACCAACUGCUGCAGCCAUCGCAUAUGCUCUUGACAAGAGAAAUGAUUGUAUUGGAGAAAGAAAUAUUUUGGUAUUUGACUUUGGAGGAGGUACAUUCGAUGUAUCUCUCCUGACCAUUGAGGGUAAAGUCUUUCGAGUUAAGGGGACUGCAGGAAAUUCUCACUUGGGUGGGGAAGACAUCAAUAAUAGGAUGAUGAAAUACUUUGUGGAGGAAUUGAGAACAAAAAAUAGAGUCGAAAUAAGUGGAAAUUCACGAGCCCUGAGGAGGUUAAAGAGUGCUUGCGAGAGAGCAAAGAGGCAUCUCUCAUAUGCCAUUAAAACAGACAUUGAGGUAGAUGGUUUAGUUAGAGGAUUUGAUUGGCAUGCUUCAAUCACUCGAGCCAAAUUUGAAAAAAUUAAUAUCGAUCUCUUUGAAGAGUGUGUGAAGACAGUAGAGGAGUGUCUUAGGGAUGCUAAAAUGAAUAAAAGCCGUGUGCAUGAUGUUGUUCUGGUGGGUGGUUCUUCCAGGAUUCCGAAAGUGCAGCAGCUGCUGCAAGACUUUUUCAAUGGGAAGAAUCUUUGCAAGAGUAUAAAUGCUGAUGAAGCUGUCGCUUAUGGUGCAGCUAUACAAGCUGCAAUGUUAAGUGAAGGUAUUAGCAAUGUUCCACCAUUGGUAUUAAAAGAUGUUACUCCGUUUUCCCUUGGCGUAUCAACAAAGGGAGAUAUCAUGAGUGUACUCAUCCCGAGGAACAAUACUAUUCCUGUAACGAAGAAACGGAGUUAUUGGACAUGCACAGAUGGCCAAUUGUCAAUCAAGAUUAAGGUUUAUGAGGGCGAGAGAGCAAAGGCAAGUGGUAAUAAUUUGUUGGGAUCUUUUUCUAUUUCUAUUUUUCCUCCAGCUCUCCGAGGCCAUCCUUUUGAUAUAACUUUUGCCUUAAAUGAAAAUGGCAUUUUAUCUGUUUCUGCUGAGGAUAAAGCAACCGGCAAUGAGAAAAAAAUUACGAUAACCAAUGAUAAAGGAAGGCUUUCAUCUGCAGAAAUUGAUAGAAUGAUUCAAGAAGCACGACAGUACAAGUCUGAAGAUGAAAAGUUUAUUAGGAAGGCGAAUGCAUUAAAUGAUUUAGAUCGUCGUGUUUACAGGAUCAGAAGUGCUUUGAACGAAGAGAAAAUCAACUCGAAGUUGAGCUCAAAAGAAAAGCAAGAUAUCAAUCUUACAAUUUGUAGAGCCACCGAAAUGCUUGAUUGUCUGAACCAGCAAGAUAUAGGUGCUAUUGGAGAAUGUCUGAAAGAACUUAAAACAAUCUUGGAUCGAAUUAUGGCCUUGUAGAAGGUUUGGUAGUUGUUUUCAGAUGAUGUUUUGUGUCACUGAUUUUUCAGACUUUUAUGUUUUGGCUGGUAUCAGCAAUAACUAGCAGAAUCUACUGGCUGACUGAACUAUUGAUUUUGCUUCAAAUGUUCUGAAAAAUCUCGUAGUUUGAUAUUUUUACUAUUA
This is a messenger RNA of Vigna unguiculata (cowpea), 2431 nucleotides long. RefSeq names its product heat shock 70 kDa protein 4-like. The record is from RefSeq and is a predicted model, not a curated record. NCBI's taxonomy places the organism in Eukaryota, Viridiplantae, Streptophyta, Magnoliopsida, Fabales, Fabaceae. Gene Ontology annotation, molecular function: ATP-dependent protein folding chaperone; ATP binding.